AGGAAAUGAAAAGUGAAGUACUUCCGGUUAGCCAUUGACCUGUAGCCUGUACAGUAUAUGAAGGACACCUGAGUUCACACCGGUUUACCUGAAUGCUGUCCUUAGCUAGAGAGGGUUUGCGGGUAGUCAGGGUGUCUUUAGGGGUUAGCUUCAGCCCCAAGAAUUGUGCAGGAGUCAGACUGUCAUCUUGUCGGUGGAAGUCUGCUCAUCCAGCCGCCAUGUCUGCGAACCAGUCAGAGAGUAUACGUCAGUCGUAUGACAAGAUCAUCAAGUCAGCGGAGGACAAACGCACGUACAGAGGGCUGGAGCUGGCCAAUGGCAUGAAAGUGAUGCUGGUCAGCGAUCCAACCACAGACAAAGCAGCAGCAGCACUGGAUGUCAAUAUAGGUUACAUGUGUGAUCCAGAUAAUAUCCCUGGAUUGGCCCACUUCUGUGAACAUAUGUUAUUUCUGGGUACAACAAAGUACCCAUCUGAAAAUGAGUACAACAGGUUUCUAAAUGAACACGGAGGUGCAUCUAACGCCUUCACUGCAGCAGAACACACCAACUAUUACUUUGACGUGUCCAGCCAACAUCUAGAAGGAGCCCUGGAUAGAUUUGCCCAGUUUUUCAUCAGCCCAUUGUUUAAUGAAGAAUCCAAAGACAGAGAGAUGAAUGCAGUCGACUCUGAAAACGAGAAGAAUCUGAAGUCGGACAUGUGGCGGCUUCACCAGUUAGAGAAAGCCACAGCUGACCAGAAACAUCCUUUCAGCAAAUUUGGAACAGGUAACAAGUACACCCUGUCAGAACGGCCUUCCCAGCUGAAUUUGGACGUGAGAGAGGAACUGUUGAAGUACCACUCUACCUACUACUCCGCUAACGUCAUGGCUCUGUCAGUGUUGGGAAAAGAGGACCUUGAUUCCCUGAGUAGACUGGUGGUGGACAAGUUUGCAUCUGUUGAGAAUAAGAAUGUGAAUGUACCAGAGUUUCCCAUCCACCCAUUUCAGGAAGAACAUCUCAGGCUUCGCUGUGAUGUAGUCCCAGUAAAAGACAUCAGGACCAUGAACGUGGCCUUCCCCUUACCAGAUCUGCACCCUUACUACAGGACAAAUCCUGGUCAUUACCUCGGCCAUCUGAUUGGCCAUGAAGGCCCUGGGAGCCUACUAUCACUGCUCAAGGCAAAAGGCUGGGUGAACAGUCUGGUUGGAGGACAGAAGGAAGGAGGAAACGGGUUCAUGUUCUUCACAGUCAACGUAGACCUGACAGAAGAGGGACUUGGUCAUGUGUAUGAUAUUGUGGCUCACAUCUUUCAAUACCUGGAGAUGUUACGUCAGACUGGGCACCAGGAGUGGAUCUUUAACGAGUGCAGGGAUCUGAGCGCCCUUAAGUUCAGGUUCAAGGACAAAGAAAUGCCAAGAAAUUACACCAGUCACCUGGCAGGACUCUUACAGAAAUACCCCAUGGACCAUGUGCUUGUUGCACCCUACCUGUGUGAGGAUUACGAACCACAACUCAUAGAGGAUGUCUUGUCCAAACUUACCCCAGAAAAAGUCAGGGUUGCUGUGGUGGCCAAGGCCUUUGAAGGUGCAACAGACAGUGAAGAAAAAUGGUACAAAGCACAGUAUAGGAUUGAACCAAUAUCUCCAGACCUCAUACAGCAAUGGAGUCAAGUACAAACACAUCCAGACCUGAAGCUGCCCCCUCCCAAUGAGUUUAUUCCAACUCAGUUUGAGAUCAAGCCCCGGCCUGAUGAGGCACCAUCAAUCCCAGAGUGCAUCAAGGAUGAUGCCAUGUGUAAGGUGUGGUUCAAGCAGGAUGACACCUUCCUCCUCCCCAAGGCUUGCCUCAGCUUUGAAUUCAUCAACCCUGUGGCAUAUGCAGAUCCCCUGAACUGCAACCUGGCGUACAUGUUUGUACAGUUGUACAGAGAUGCGCUGACAGAAUACGCCUACUCAGCUGAGCUUGCUGGUGUGUCCUACACCCUCCACAACACCACCUAUGGCUUCUAUCUUGCCAUUGGCGGAUACGAUGACAAGCAGUCUAUUCUCCUAAAGAAGGUUUUGGACAAGAUGACAUCCUUUACUAUUGACCCUAAGAGGUUUACUAUCAUCAAGGAACUUUACACACGUGCAUUGGAAAACUUCAAGGCUGAGCAGCCAUACCAGCAUGCAGUGUACUACACAACCCUGCUGUUGUCUGAAAUGGCCUGGACUAAAGAAGAAUUGGUCGGCAGUCUUGAUGAGGUGACAGUUGAGAACCUUCAGUCCUUUGUGAAGCAGCUGUUCUCCCACAUGUACAUGGAGUGUCUGGUGCACGGCAACCUCACACAACAGGAAGCCCUGGAUACUGUAGGGUUGGUGGUCGGUAGUCUCCAGGAGAACACACAGACACGCCCUCUCCUGGCCAGUCAACGGGUCAAACAUCGAGAGGUCCAGCUGCCCCAGGGUGUGGCCCACAAGUAUGAAAGAGAAAAUACUGUUCACAGCACUAGUGCUCUUGAGACAUACUAUCAGUGUGGCCUUCAGUCCACCAGGGACAACAUGCUACUGGAACUACUGUGUCAGAUUCUGAAUGAACCUUGCUUCAACCAGCUCCGCACACAAGAACAGCUGGGUUACAUUGUGUUCAGCGGUGUGAGACGAGCCAACAGUGUCCAGGGGCUGCGCUUCAUCCUUCAGUCAGACCGCCAGCCAGCAUAUCUAGAUGAACGGGUGGAAGUCUUUGUGCAGAAAAUGGAGUCUCACCUUCAGGAUCUGAGUGAGGAAGAGUUCCAGAAGCACGUAGCAGCCCUGAGCGUCCGCAGGCUGGACAAACCCAAGAAGCUGACCAGUGAGACAGCCCGGCACUGGGGAGAGAUCCUGGCUCAACAGUACAACUUUGACAGAGACAACAUCGAGGUCGCCUUCCUGAAGACAAUCACAAAAGAGGAACUGCUCAACUUUUACAAGGAGCACUUUUCCUGGGGAGCCCCUAAAAGACGUAAACUGACCAUCUAUGUGAAGCCGACUGAAGUCGCAGGGACUGAGGAACAAGGAGCAGAGACGGCGCAACAGUCAACAGAAACUAACUCACCUCCAGACAUCCCUGUGCCCCAGGAAAUAACAGACGUGACUGCCUUCAAGAGUAACCUGCCCUUACACCCCCACCUGCCGCCCUACCAGCCACACAAGGACCCAGACUUUGUCCUCUCUCAGGGAAAGGCAAAACUCUAGGCAAACAGCUCGCAUCAGGUGCAAGGUGGGAGCUCACAUCAGGAACAUGGCAGGAAGGAUUUUUUUAUGUUGGUUUGUUAAAACUUUAUUUUAAAAUUUUGAUACAUGUACAAGAAAUCUUGAUGUACAGUUGAUACAAAGUAAUAGGCUUUGCAAAUUUCGUGAGAUCGUCAAAUGAAAACGUCAGAGCUCAGUAACAAUGUGUCAAAGCCGAAGUAAGCUUGUCACAAACUAAUGUCUUAACGUACAUUACCACCUGAUCCUACUGCUUUGCACCUUUUGUUAAAUGGUAGUUAUUUGAGUGUUUUUCAUGACCUAUAAGACUUUUGAUGAAGAAUGGUAGUAUGGCAAGUGUAGUAUCUUUCUGGAAAAAGUGAGACGCAUACUGGGUAUCCCAUCAAGUGAUGAUGAUGUCUUACAAUUGUUCCAAACAUUCCCAGUAAUACACCACAAAACAGUUAAGCAACUCCAGUUACUUGAGUAACUUUUUUUGGCAUAUCUUAUCACCCGGAUGUCAAACCUUCAUUGACGUAUUCCCAGUAAUAGAAACUCAAUAAGACAAUUGCAAGGAGACUUGCCUCCUGGUAUCUUGAUAAGUGAGGAAGAACAUUCUUUCUGAAUAUUUCUAGUGAAUAUUUCUACUACAGUGUCUUAAUUGUAGUAGACUAUAUCUCUUAGUAUAUCUUAACUGGCAAGUCGCAAUGUACCUUUCCCCAACACUAAUGAAUCAGAUCUCUCUGGCUACCCCAGCAUGUUGUUUUCUAUAGUAGGUUGAUUUUAGAGCUCUUAAAGAGGCUAGGAAUGCUUCUCUCUUUUUAAUUAUAAUUCAUAUAAAUAUAUACUGUAAACAAACCCAUAGUCAUGAGAUUUUGUCUGAGAUGGAACUCUAUAACUUUAUUGAUCGUCUAGAACAAUAGGUACACAAGGCUAGUUACAAUGAUUUUAACCUUGUAUGGUAGUGUGCGAAUUACACCAACUUUAAAAAGUUGUACAUAAUCAAUGGGUCAAGAUUACUACUGUUAACUUUGAAUACCUUUACGUUAUUGUUAGUUCUCAAGGCAACCUGAGCAACAUAAUGUGUUGUACACUAGUAUUGUAGAUCUAAAUUUGACUGCUCUUCCAAGGAUCCAAAAUCUUAGACUCCUUCAGAGCUUGUAUUCCUAUAGUCUGUUGUCAAUGCUGCUCUUGUUACCUCACUUUUAAUCAUAUACUUGUAGUAAUGAUAUAAUAAUAAAGGCUAAACACAUUUGCAAAGU
Branchiostoma belcheri (Belcher's lancelet) is the source of this 4447-nucleotide messenger RNA. Its product is annotated as insulin-degrading enzyme-like. Gene Ontology annotation, cellular component: cytosol; mitochondrion. The transcript is spliced from 30 exons. The coding region runs from base 93 to 3191 and encodes 1032 amino acids. Gene Ontology annotation, biological process: peptide catabolic process. The record is from RefSeq and is a predicted model, not a curated record. Gene Ontology annotation, molecular function: metalloendopeptidase activity; metal ion binding. Lineage: Eukaryota; Metazoa; Chordata; Leptocardii; Amphioxiformes; Branchiostomatidae.